GCUGCUGAGCUACACUUUGCUGCUACUGCCAGUCUCAGAGGCUCACAGUGAUCAUGGCGGACAGCGCGAGUGAGAGUGACACUGAUGGAGCGGGCAGCAGCUCGGCUACUCCCCAGUGCUCCACUUCUUCCUCUUCCAGCAAACAGCAGGGUUUCAUGAUUUCCCCGUUUCGUCUCGAGGAGCUGACAAAUCGCCUGGCGUCGCUGCAGCAGGAGAACAAAGUGCUAAAGAUCGAGCUGGAGACGUUCAAACUCAAGUGUAAAGCCUUGCAGGAGGAGAACCGAGACCUGCGCAAAGCCAGCGUCACCAUCCAAGCCCGAGCAGAACAAGAGGAGGAGUUCAUCAGCAACACGCUGUUUAAGAAGAUCCAAGCUUUACAGAAGGAGAAGGAAACUCUUGCUGUCAAUUAUGAGAAGGAAGAAGAAUUCCUCACAAAUGACCUCUCUCGCAAACUUAUGCAACUUCAACACGAGAAAGCUGAGCUUGAGCAGCACUUGGAGCAGGAGCAGGAGUUCCAGGUCAACAAACUGAUGAAGAAGAUCAAGAAGUUAGAGAACGACACCAUCUCCAAGCAGCUCACCUUGGAGCAGCUCAGACGAGAGAAGAUCGACUUGGAGAACACGUUGGAGCAAGAGCAGGAGGCACUGGUCAACCGGCUGUGGAAGCGCAUGGACAAACUGGAAGCUGAGAAAAGGAUUCUUCAGGAGAAGUUGGACCAGCCGGUCUCCGCUCCUCCAUCCCCUAGGGACAUCUCCAUGGAGAUUGAUUCCCCGGAGAACAUGAUGAGACACAUCCGUUUCCUGAAGAACGAGGUGGAGAGGCUGAAGAAGAACCUGCGUACUGCCGAGCUCCAGCACACGGAGAAGCGAGCUCAGUACAUUGAGGAGGAGCGGAUCAUGCGGGAGGAGAACAUUCGGCUGCAGAGGAAGCUGCAGAGGGAGGUGGAGCGGCGCGAGGCUUUGUGCAGGCAGCUUUCUGAAAGCGAGUCCAGCCUGGAGAUGGACGACGAGAGAUACUUUAACGAAAUGUCGGCCCAAGGCCUUCGCCCUCGCACCGUGUCCAGUCCGAUCCCUUACACACCCUCCCCAAGCUCUAGCAGACCCAUAUCUCCAGGGCUGUCAUAUGCCAGUCACACAGUGGGCUUUACCCCUCCAGCCACACUGACCCGUGCAGGCAUGUCUUACUACAACACGCCAGGCCUACACGUGCACGUGGGAGCCUCACAUGGCAUUGCGAGGCCGUCCCCGAGAAGAAGCAACAGCCCAGAUAAGUUCAAGCGCCCAACGCCACCUCCUUCCCCCAACACGCAAGCUGGAGCUCAGCCCGGACCCCCCCCUCCUCCUCCACCUCCUGCAGCACCAGCGCAGCAGCAGCCCGCAGCACCACAGUCCUCACAGCCAUAAUGCAUGAGCUCAGCGUGGACUCAGACCAGAGUUACUGUAUUCCCGCCAAGCCAAAGGCUUAUCUAUCCUAUGUACAUGGAGUCAGCAUCUUCCUCUUGCACUGAGAAUCAAAUAGGCUUCACUGUUAAUCUGUCUUGUGUUUUUUUUUUUUCUUUUGUUGUUGUUGUUGUUUUUAUUUUUUGUCCCCCUAAUUCGUUUUUGAAUGCAGUUCAGCGGUCUUGUGGCAUUGAUUGCAACACUAAACCUGCUUGUAUUUAUUCCCCCGCCCCCCCACUAGAAGAAAUCCUCUUCUUAAAAACAAAUGCAGAAAUGCUUAUAGCAGAGAGCGUUAAAGGGAGCAAAAGAAAUCGAUUUCCUGUUAAGCCUCAGAUUUCGGAUUGAAGGAUUUUUAUCGUAACGCAAAAGUACUGAGAGAGUACUCUCAUCCACUGUGCUCACAGAAAAGGAAGAUAUUUGAGAAAUGUCUAGUGAUUUAUUGCAUUUUUGCAUUUAAACGAGUCUCCUAACAGCGAGACACUAGACACGUGCAGCUGGUCAGGUGCUGCCGAGAGCUGCUUUUAUAGACGCUGGGAAAGUGCAGCUAAUGGCUUUUAAUGGAUGCAGAAACGCAACCAUGCACACUCGGUCAAAUGACCAAUUAGCCUGAGCAAAGAGCAAAGACUGCAGAGUCUGUUCAGAUUGUGCCUAUUGGCAAAAGAUGCUUGUGGGGCAAUAGAGGUUGUUUCGAUCUAGAUCAAAAAAAUAAA
This is a messenger RNA of Hemibagrus wyckioides, 2149 nucleotides long. RefSeq names its product coiled-coil domain containing 6b (gene ccdc6b). NCBI's taxonomy places the organism in Eukaryota, Metazoa, Chordata, Actinopteri, Siluriformes, Bagridae. The transcript has 9 exons. Bases 54 to 1403 code for a protein of 449 amino acids. The record is from RefSeq and is a predicted model, not a curated record.